Molecule: messenger RNA, 2967 nt
Organism: Entelurus aequoreus (snake pipefish)
Lineage: Eukaryota; Metazoa; Chordata; Actinopteri; Syngnathiformes; Syngnathidae
Product: protein FAM53C-like
Exons: 5
Coding region: 157-1344 (395 amino acids)
Biological process (GO): protein import into nucleus
Cellular component (GO): nucleus
Source: RefSeq, a predicted model, not a curated record
GCGACGCUCAUCCGGUGCACUGAGCAGCCUCGGUUGCUAAGGAACCGCCAAACGAAGGUGGGACCACGAUGACGACGACUGGAAGUAAUUGAAGUGUGGAGAGGACACGCCAUGCCAGGUGUCUGACCCAACAGUUCCUGGAUCAUAGCUGCCAUUAUGGUGACACUUAUCACAGAGCAGCUCCGAAAGCAAAGUUUGGAAGAGCCUUAUCACAAGGCUUUCAAUGGGAACGUGACGCUACCUGCAUUAGGCUCCAGCCCCACUAUCUCCUGGAGAGCAUGCAAGUCCACCCAAGAGAGCAGCGUUGCUACGCAGCCACUAUUCAAAGCCGAACCUCUGGAUGCAACGUGUGGACUGGACUCCACGUGGCCUUGCCAAGUGGGAAAACCUCUCCACGGAGCUGAGGUUUCCAUUGCAAACGAGGCUUUCCAGAGCUCCCCUCCUCCACCGCCUCCUAAACGUCACUGUCGCUCCCUCUCUGUACCAGAGGAUCUCUCCCGGUGCCGCUCCACAUGGCAUCCUAGUGCAUCCAAAGUUUGGACCCCAGUAGAACGUGCCAGUCAAAGCGUAGGAACAUCUAAUGUAGGCUCUGGAGACGGCUUGUUGCCUCUCUGUGGUCCCAGGACCUUCUCUAAGUCGUCCUCUUUACAUUCCUCCUCGAGCCCCACUUUCUUUAGCUUAGCACUGUCUGCGGACUCUCCACUGCCAUGGAGCUUUCCGUGGGACCCGUGUGAAUCACCAAAAACAGCUUGCUCUUCAUCACUGGCCACCACUUCCUCGUGCUCCUCGUCACCGACGCCCCUCUCGGGCCACUUGGUGCUGCACCGCCGCUACUCCCUCUCUCCUUUGCAAGUUUUGAAUACGUCCAUGUUGGCCCAGCACCCUCGGGCAGCACAUGCUGUGGGCAUGGAGGGCCCUGCCUUGUCUCCUUCUCCCACGUCAGCCUGCAGCACGCCAUCCUCCUCUCGACGCGACCCGCACCCAGCACUGCCACGAUGCCACUCGCAGCCCUGCGACAUGCGCAAACCUCGCUUGAAGAGGCGCCAUGACCCAGAUGUGUUACCUGGCCCGAGGCCAGGGCUCGACUUCAGCAAGAUGACACAGAUUGGCAACGGCGACGUGACGGCCGCUACAUGCGGUUGCAUGGCGCCGGCGCGGUCCCACGCGGAGAAGAACGCCGCCGUCUCGCCCGCCGAUUUCCCGGGCCGAGCGAGCAUCGGACCGCUGAGCGAGAGUGAAGAGGACGAAGACGACACAAUCAAAAGGACUGCAACACCAGAGGCGCAAAUGGUUUUUGAAAGAGACUGCACAGAACUAGACUUGAACCUCAUAGAAGAGAACUAAUGUUCGAGGAGAGCAUCCUUAGCCAUGUUUUAAGCACACUCUUAGGAACCUGCUCGCCGCCUCAGGUUUAUUAUGUCUUAUACUCAAGAUCCAAGCAGCUAUAACAAACACAGCACUCUCAAGCUAGUUGGACAAGUCAGUGUUCUACAUAGUGCCUCCCUUAUCAACGCUCCAAAGUCAACCUGACACCUCUUUUUUGCAGAGUAUGAAGAGUUAUUCAUUUAUUUAGCAGCCAUAUGGAAUUAGCACUGGGGUCCCCACUUUAGAUAAGAAUGCAUAUUCCAGUCAUCCAGUCACUGACACAAGUGACAAAAAUGUGCUGAUAGAAGUCAUAUCGAAAACAAACCCUCCACAAAUGAUUUUAUGAUCGUCAUGUAGGUUUAGAUAAAACCUAGUGAACAUUAGCCACCAAAUGUAACAUGAUCCACUUUUUAUUUUGCGUCCUGACAAUGUUAAGUUUAUUAAGUGUUCUGGUUGUAGUGUCAUCCUGCAAUUGCACAAGCACAACAAAUCAUACAAUACUUAUUACUUGCGUAUUAUUUCCCCAAAAAUAUAUAGUUAUUUUUUAUUUAGUGAGUGUACUUAAUGGUUUGGGUUAAGCAUGGAUACUUAAGUACGCUAACUCACACCAGUAACACGGAACUUACCGUAUUUUUCGGAGUAUAAGUCGCACCGGCCGAAAAUGCAUAAUAAAUAAGGAAACAAACAUAUAUAAGUCGCACUGGAGUAUAAGUUGCAUUUUUUGGGGAAAUAUAUUUGAUAAAAGCCAACACCAAGAAUAGACAUUUGAAAGGCAAUUUAAAAUAAAUAAAGAAUAGUGAACAGGCUGAAUAAGUGUACGUUAUAUGAGGCAUAAAUAACCAACUGGUAUGUUAACGUAACAUAUUAUGGUAAGAGUCAUUCAAAUAACUAUAACAUAUAGAACAUGCUAUACAGCAGGAGUCUCCAACGCGGUGCCCGCGGGCACCAGGUAGCCCGUAAGGACCAGAUGAGUAGCCCGCUGGCCUAUUCUAAAAAAAAAAGCUCAAAUAGCAGCACUUACCAGUGAGCUGCCUCUAUUUUUUAAAUUGUAUUUAUUUACUAGCAAGCUGGUCUCGCUUUGCCCGACAUUUUUAAUUCUAAGAGAGACAAAACUCAAAUAGAAUUUGAAAAUCCAAGAAAAUAUUUGAAAGACUUGGUCUUCACUUGUUUAAAUAAAUUCAUUAAUUUUUUUUACUUUGCUUCUUAUAACUUUCAGAAAGACAAUUUUAGAGAAAAAGAUACAACCUUAAAAAUGAUUUUAGGAUUUUUAAACACAUAUACCUUUUUACCUUUUAAAUUCCUUCCUCUUCUUUCCUGACAAUUUAAAUCAAUGUUCAAGUAUUUUUUUUUUUAUUAUUGUAAAGAAUAAUGAAUACAUUUUAAUUUAAUUCUUUUAGCUUCUGUUUUUUCGACGAAGAAUAUUUGUGAAAUAUUUCUUCAAACUUAUGAUUAAAAUUCAAAAAAAAUAUUCUGGCAAAUCUAGAAAAUCUGUAGAAUCAAAUUUAAAUCUUAUUUCAAAGUCUUUUGAAUUUCUUUUAAAAAUUUUGUUCUGGAAAAUCUAGAAGAAAUAAUGAUUUGUCUUUGUUAGAAAUAUAGCUUGGU